AUGGGAUGCAAAUUUGCUCCAGAGUUAGCAAACCUCUUUAUGGAUAAUUUCGAGCAACAGCAUAUAUUAAAUGAAGAUAAUAUCUAUAAAACUAACAUACUAGAGUUUAAAAGAUAUUUGGAUGACAUCUUUAUCAUCUGGAAUGGAUCGGAAAAUGAGCUUUUUAAUUUUCAACAAAGCAUUAAUAGUGUGCACAAUACAAUUAAAUUUGAACUGAACUUUGAUAAUGCUAAAAUCAAUUUUUUGGAUGUACUAGUGGUAAAAAAAGGGGUUCUAUUGGAAACUGAUUUGUACAGGAAGGAAACUGACACAAAUUCCCUCCUGAGGUAUGAUAGUUUUCAUCCACGCCACAUGAAGCAAAAUCUUCCCUACUCCCAGUUCCUCAGACUCAGAAGGAAUUGUUCUGGUCUGAUGGAAUUUGAUAAACAUGCAAAAACUCUCAUAGAACAGUUUGUUGUACGGGGAUACCCUAAAAAGAGUUUGAAGCAGGCUUACUUUAAAGUAAGGAGGAUGGAACGAAGGAGCCUCUUUGUUAAAAAAGAGAGAGAGGGAAUACAAACCAGAAUGCUCAUACCCAUCACUUUCAAUGGCAAUACCAGGCACAUACAGAAUGCAAUUCUUAAAUAUUGGAAUUUGCUCCAGGAUGUUCCUGGGUGCUCUAAUAAACCUUUAUUUGUGUACAAACGUGCCAAGAAUCUUGCAGAUCAUUUGGUCCAUAGCAAAUGUACAGUUCAAGGGAUUCUACCAUAUUCACCACAGAGUAGAACGAAAGGGAAUGUUCCCUGUUAUAAUUGUAGUGUAAAAACAAGGAUAUCAGAACACAGGAGCUGCAUCAGGAAUAGAAGGAUGACCGCACCAAUGGUUGAACAUUUUACUCUUUGCAACCACUCGGACACGGAUAUCAGGUUUUGGACAAUAGAAAGAGUCCCGGGAACUGGAUUACAUCUUGAAAGAAAACUCCGGCACAGGGAAUUGUUUUGGAUAUACACACUACAAACCCAGAAACCGCAUGGUCUGAAUGACAACUGCAAUUGGUCUGCUGUUCUAUAA
Sceloporus undulatus (fence lizard) is the source of this 1050-nucleotide messenger RNA. RefSeq lists its product as uncharacterized. The coding region runs from base 1 to 1050 and encodes 349 amino acids. Lineage: Eukaryota; Metazoa; Chordata; Lepidosauria; Squamata; Phrynosomatidae. The record is from RefSeq and is a predicted model, not a curated record. The transcript has 2 exons.